UCUUCCAUACAUCUGCGAACCGAAUCAGAUUAAGUUUGAGAGAAUGGGAGACAUCAAAGAAAUUCGUGAUGCUGCUUUAGCUUAUUACCAUAAUUUGUCUGAAGAGCAAAAGCAGAAGGUGUAUACCUUUUUUCAAGAAAUUGACAUAGAUGGUGAUGGAACAAUAACGAUGGAGGAGUUCAAGCAGAGGUUUGAAGGUAGUUUCGGCGACAAUGUCAACCGUACCUUCGAGGACCUAGACAAAAAUGGAGAUGGCAGUUUGGAUUUUGAGGAAUCUAUCACUCUUUACUACUCUUUUAAGACCCGGAGGACUAUUAGUUGCGAUGGAUGCAAAGCCUUUUUUCUAAAGGGACUGUAUUUCACUUGCGUGGACUGCUUCGAGCAUAACCGAACUACAACUUUUGAUCUUUGCACCUCCUGCUACCGCAGCCGCAACUACGUUCACGAACACUGCAACUUUUUGGACAACUAUGCCUUACUACGUACUAAGGCUGCUUAUACCAAAUCUGGGUCGACAAACCAGCUAAGAUCUCUGAAAGCCUUCAAAACCGGUAUUGAAAUCGCAGAUGCUGUGGGAAAUAUUUCUGCUGCAGCUGCUUCAUGCAUCAUUAUGUAAUCAAUUGCAAUAGCUUGAAUGCUUGGAUCUAUGUGUCUGCCUGUUUGGCGUUGGUAGCUU
Rosa chinensis is the source of this 676-nucleotide messenger RNA. RefSeq lists its product as uncharacterized. Gene Ontology annotation, molecular function: calcium ion binding. The record is from RefSeq and is a predicted model, not a curated record. NCBI's taxonomy places the organism in Eukaryota, Viridiplantae, Streptophyta, Magnoliopsida, Rosales, Rosaceae. The transcript is spliced from 2 exons. The coding region runs from base 44 to 616 and encodes 190 amino acids.